Molecule: messenger RNA, 1177 nt
Organism: Solanum tuberosum (potato)
Lineage: Eukaryota; Viridiplantae; Streptophyta; Magnoliopsida; Solanales; Solanaceae
Product: delta(7)-sterol-C5(6)-desaturase-like
Exons: 4
Coding region: 59-1021 (320 amino acids)
Biological process (GO): lipid biosynthetic process
Molecular function (GO): oxidoreductase activity; iron ion binding
Source: RefSeq, a predicted model, not a curated record
UCUUAUUAGAAUCUUUUAUCAGUUUAGCUCACCAGACAACACGUGGGAGUAGUCCAAGAUGGAAUCAAUUUUCAUUAAAUACAGCCACAUACAGUUGUGUUACCGCCCUAGCCCCUCUUCUUUUUCCUCUCCAUCUUCUCACUCCAUACUUCCUCCUCUUCCGGCGGAGCAUCGCUGCCGGAGUUUGGUAAAACGCAAUCCAUCGGAGAUGGAGGAUUACUUGAAGGUGUUCGUGGAGGAGACUUCGUUUUACAAUCGUCUGGUUUUAGGUACAUUGUUGCCGGAAUCAUGGUGGGGACCACUUCCUCACUUGCUUCAAGGAUGGCUCCGUAACUACAUUGGCGCUCUUCUAAUUUAUUUCAUCUCCACUUCCCUCUGCUCCCUCUACGUCUAUCACUUGAAGCGCAAUCUCUAUAUUCCCAAAGAUGAGGCCAUACUAUCAAAGCAAGCAAUGGUGUUGCAGAUAUCAGUUGCCAUGAAAGCUAUGCCAUGGCACUGUAUCCUUCCAUCACUUUCUGAGUACUUAAUUGAAAAUGGAUGGACUAAAUGUUUUGCAAGAAUAAGUGAUGUUGGAUGGCUUACCUACUUCAUCAAUACGGCUAUUUAUCUUGUAAUAAUUGAGUUUGGAAUCUAUUGGAUGCACAAAUUAAUGCAUGACAUAAAACCUCUGUACAAAUAUCUGCAUUCUACACAUCAUAUUUACAACAAGCAAAACACACUUUCCCCAUUUGCUGGAAUGGCACUGCACCCACUGGAUGGAGUACUGGAGGCGAUGCCACACGUCGUAGCUCUAUUCGUUGUGCCAAUGCAUUUCACUACACACAUAGGGCUCUUAUUCAUGGAUACCUUAUGGACUGCUAAUAUUCAUGACUGCAUACAUGGGAAGGUGUGGCCUGUAAUGGGUGCUGGCUAUCAUACCAUACACCAUACAACAUAUCGACAUAAUUAUGGUCAUUACACAAUAUGGAUGGACUGGAUGUUUGGUACUCUUAGUCAUCCUGUUGAUCACAAGAAAAUGUAAUAACUGAAAACAGUUAAUUAUUUUUCUUAUACACCAUAAAAGAAAUUAACUCCGAUACUUUUAAAAAAUAACAUUUGUGAAGUUACUUGAAAUUACGAGAGAUAUUAGUAAACGAUAUAGUGCAUCUAUAUAUCAAACAUAAGUAGAGAAAAUAAA